CAACAGCAAGCCCCGCCCCCACAGCAAGCCCCCCCUCCCCAGCAGGUGCAGCAGCAAGGCCCUCUUCAGAGCCAAGCUCCGCCUCUUCAACCUAUUCCACAAGAUGAUGAUAUUCAGCCUGCAGUUGUGGAAAUAAAUGAAGCCCUCGUCCAGACCAUUGUGGAAUUAGACAAGGAGAUAUCGGCCUUGGAGUCUCGAAAUGUUACCAAGCAGUACCAGCUGAAGAGUGACCAACUCGGUAAACUCACCGUCCGAGUAAAGAAAAUGGCUCACGAGCAACAGACUCUUGAUCAACAAACGAGGAAAGAAUACCAGGACGUCAUCGAUUUACAGAACCAUCAGUCAACGAGACAGAUGAUGACCCAGGGUCAAUUCAAUGCGCAAAUGAGCAAAGAGAACGAAGAAUACAUGCAGGCCCUGUCCAAGCAGGAGGUUCACAAGAAGGAGUUAGAGGAAACGGCUAAACAGCUAGAAGCUUACAAGAGAGAAGUUGAACCUCUCAAGACACAGUCGGAACAUCUCAAGGCGUUGUACGACAAGCAGGACGGCAUUUUGGCAAGCGUCUUUGAUGGUAAAUACGGCAGCGAGAGAGAGUUCAACUUGGAGUCAGACUUGGACAUCCUACUGGAGCGCAAGCAGAGGGUUGGUGUCGCUAAGUACAAAUGGCAGAACGCAAAAGUCCUUCUUCAACAUGCUGGUGGCCAACUUGGAUUUGCCAUCAGGCGAUGGGGAGACGUGCUGCAGAUACCUCCUCAGAACACCGACCUCAGGUACAAAUUUGCAGCAGAGGCACGGAACAAUCUCGUUGCCGGAUCACAGAACAUCACCAGCGCGGCGAAUUACCUCAACACGAUCCGGUUCCCAUACUGCACCAAGGAGGAGUUGCAGGUACUUACCAUGGCUAUCAAUCACGUCUUCACGGAUCUGCUGACGCCGGAGAGACACAAGCACGCCAUGGAGUGUUACGUCACCGUGUACAAGCGGACAGGAGCUCUCAUCCAGUGGUGUGAUCAUGUCAUCAACAAGACAAUCUUAAAAGAUCUUGAGUCCGCGGUGAAGGAGUGCGCCAGCAAGAAGCAGGAACUAAAGCAUGAGAGACUUAAACUUAUUAAAGAGAAGAUUCGUGAGAAGCUGGGAGAUGAGGCGGCCGAUAAGAUUGAGAUUUCUUCAGAUGUGCCAGCUGAGGUUGAGGAUGUAGACAAAGAUGAUGCAGAGCUGUUGAUGCUAGUUGAGGCAGACGCCGUGUCACAGGCUGGAGAAUUGGCUACGCUUGCUCCAGAAGGAAAUGACAGUCAAGCCAUCACACCCAUUCCUCUGACUGAGCUUGCUCCUACCCCAUCCAUGGAUGAUCUUUUUGGCAACAUUGAUCAGCUCAAGAAGCAGCAUGAAGAAAAUGUCAAGGAGUUGAACAGACAACAAGACAUGGCCAAGGCAAGAGUUGACCAGGACCUUCAGGCGAAGCUUGCAAAGAGGCGGAGCAGACGUCGUCGGGUCCAGGCACAGGAGACGGAGAUGCAAUCACUGGCUGAACAGACCAGCUAGAAAAAAAAAAAUCAGUUACCCUUCCCUCAUUUUUAUCUUAAGUUAGAUUCUUCAUAGACUCUAAGAUCGCGUUUGAAUCAAAGCAAUUUUUUGAACCAGAUUUUCGGUGACAUUUACUGAGAGUAUCAGGUAUGCAACUUUUAGCUGAUCAGCCCACUUUUUUUUUUUUUUUUUAAACCAGUGCCAUGGAAAACUGGAUAACACUGUACAAAAGUGAAGUGUGAGCGGCCCGUUUUACCUGUAAAGACAAAUGAGAUUGGCCUAAAUAUUUUCUUACUUGUCUUUAGUACUUGUUCGAAUAAAAUUAAUUUACAAAAAAAUUCUUCUUGUUUUGAUUCUGAGCUUGUAGAAAGAAACUGGGUUGAGUGACCAUUUUUUAGAACAAGCCCUUUAGGAUUUUCCAUCUAAAUUCAGGCCCGGAGUAAAGUAGAGAGGUUAGACUGCUCAAGUUGAAAUGGUAUUCAUAGGUUGUACAUAUUUUUUACAUUUGUAUAUAUUUGUCGACAGGUUUACUCUAUUGAUAAUGUGUUUGAUGUUUAAUAUUAAGCAUGUGUUUUGAUAUGUGUGCAAUGCCCACAUGAAAGUAGUCUUACGAGGGUCUUAUUAUAUGUAAGAAAUCAUAUGUGAAUAUCACCAAAGAUUUUAUCCGUCCAGUUUUGGGAGAAAUGCAGUAUUGAACAAGUGGUACUUUGAUGUAACUCGAGGUUGAACCCAGGCAUGAUUUUCCUAAGUUUGUUUUAC
Molecule: messenger RNA, 2283 nt
Organism: Asterias rubens (European starfish)
Lineage: Eukaryota; Metazoa; Echinodermata; Asteroidea; Forcipulatida; Asteriidae
Exons: 9
Source: RefSeq, a predicted model, not a curated record